AUGGCUCACUCGAUAGAAGAGCAACGACUUGACCAGUCGGACAAUGCCUCCUUUAACCACGAGAAGCCCUCGGAGGUCACAGAAGAUGAGAGCCACUUUCCAACAGGCACUCGUCUUUUGGUGAUUGUCAUUUCAAUUUUGUUUGCUAUGUUCCUGGUAGCAUUGGAUCGCACUAUUAUCGCCACGGCAGUCCCCCGCAUCGCCAACCAAUUCAAUGCCCUCGACGAUAUCAGUUGGUACGCCAGCGCUUACCUCCUGACUAGUUGCGCUACACAACUCUCAUGGGGCAAGGUUUAUACAUUCUACUCCACCAAGACAGUCUUCCUAGCUGCAAUCCUGAUCUUCGAGGUCGGAUCAGCCCUAUGCGGUGGAGCCCCCAACUCCGACGCCUUCAUCGUCGGACGUGCGAUAGCAGGAGUUGGUUCUGCUGGAAUCUUCGCUGGCGCAACAGUCAUCAUUGCACAGAUCGUUCCGCUCGCUAAACGACCCAUCUACGUCGGACUUAUGGGUUCGACAUUCGGAUUUUCAUCCAUCAUCGGUCCCUUGAUGGGCGGUGCUUUCACAGACAAUGUAACAUGGCGCUGGUGCUUCUACAUCAAUCUUCCAAUUGGUGGAUUCACCAUGCUAGCCCUGUUCUUCUUCUUGACUGUCCCGCACACUCCCCAACCGUGCACCUGGAAGCGGCAGAUCCUCCGUCUCGAUCCACUCGGCAGCGUGCUCUUCCUCCCCUCAGUGAUCUGCUUCCUGCUCGCAUUGCAGUGGGGUGGCACAACAUACCCAUGGGGAAAUGGACGGAUUAUUGCUCUAUUCAUCAUUUCCGGAAUCCUCAUGAUUGCCUUCGUGGCCGUCCAGAUCUGGCUCAAGAAAGACGCAACUGUGCCUCCGCAUAUCUUUAACCAGCGAAGUAUUAUCAGUGGUGUCGUCUUCGCCAUGUGUGUUGGUGGUGGUCUCAUCUCCAUGCUGUAUACCCUGCCUCUAUGGUUUCAGGGAGUUCGCGGUACAUCUGCCGUGAAGUCUGGCAUCGACACGAUCCCCAUGGUCCUUGCUCUUGUGGUCGGGGCCAUCACCUCUGGUGGCAUCAUCACUGCGACGGGAUACUAUGUUCCGUGGAUGUUUGUAGCGACAGUUCUGAUGUCGACCGGUGCAGGUUUAAUGACGACCUUCAAGAUGGAUACCAACCACGCAGCGUGGAUUGGAUACCAGGUCUUGUUUGGUAUUGGAAUCGGUACCGGAUUGCAGCAGCCUUCAUUGGCGGCACAGACCAUCCUCCCCAUGGAGGAAGUCGCCAUCGGUGUCUCGCUUAUGUUCUUUGCUCAAUCCCUUGGUGGUGCUGUCUUCAUUGCUGUGGCUCAAUCGCUAUUCCAGAACUACCUCGGCGCAGAACUGCCUCAUAUCCAAGGAAUCGAUACGGCUAAGGUCUUGGCUGCUGGUGCUACGGGCCUCGUUGAUGCAGUGCCAGAGAACAAGCUUAGUGCGGUUCUGAUGGUUUACAAUGACGGUCUUCACCGGUCGUUCAUUGUUGCGGUGGCGGUUUCUUGUCUGAUGAUCAUCCCGGCCUUGACGAUGGAAUGGAAGACGAUCAAGAAGGACAAUGUGUCUGUUCCAGCUGCUUAA
Molecule: messenger RNA, 1614 nt
Organism: Penicillium salamii
Lineage: Eukaryota; Fungi; Ascomycota; Eurotiomycetes; Eurotiales; Aspergillaceae
Source: the annotation of a GenBank genome assembly